Messenger RNA from Oncorhynchus kisutch (coho salmon), 1858 nucleotides. RefSeq names its product gasdermin-E-like. NCBI's taxonomy places the organism in Eukaryota, Metazoa, Chordata, Actinopteri, Salmoniformes, Salmonidae. The transcript has 10 exons. Bases 161 to 1627 code for a protein of 488 amino acids. Gene Ontology annotation, cellular component: cytoplasm. The record is from RefSeq and is a predicted model, not a curated record. Gene Ontology annotation, biological process: programmed cell death.
CAGUUUCCCAGUAAAAGAGACUCCUCCUACUAGUAUGUAAUGAACUCUUAGCUAAUGCAUUUCAGACAUAUUCCUAUUUCAUUCAUAACGUAUCUCUAAGUCAUAAGGACCCAGAGGAAGAAGCAGUGGGAACCAGCCAGAAACACGAUCCACCACCAUCAUGAUUUCCAAGGCCGUAAAAUCCAUGUUGAAGGAAGUAGAUUCUAACGGUAGCCUGAUUCCUGUGUCCAGUCUGAACGACAGCUCUGGUAAACUGAAUCUCCUCUCACUCGUUGUGAAGACCAGGCCCAGAUGUGGAUGCUUCUGGCAGGAACCGAAAUACCAGUCCAGAGGCUUUUCCCUGAGUGAUGUGCUGAAACCCGGAGAACCUGAAGACGAACCUUUAAACCCAGAUGUCAAGGAGUCUGACUUCGUGGACCACAGUGGGACAUUUGGUGACAUAGAAGAAAUGAAGGCAGGAGGAAAUGUGGAGGGAUUGUUGGCUGAUUUAAAACUUAACAUGGCCUUAAAAUACUCUAACGAACAAGAGUCGUCCUUUGGCAGACUGAAGAAAGAGGAGGUGAAAGUGAAGGAGGUGGUUAACUACUCGAAAGACAAACGCCUGGACAUGACCCACCCUGUGAUCAAGCAGACCCGGGAGAAGCCCAGGGCAAUAUUAGGGGUGUUGACGGAGAGGAUUAUGACAUCACAACCUUGCCAGGUCACAAACAAAGUCCGGAAGCGUGGCAAUGCAGGAGCCAACAUCAGCGCCUGCGUGGCCCUGAGUGUGAAGGACUCUAUGAAGCAGAGCGGCAGUACUCAGACAGAUAGUGAUGUGUCGCUGAAGAUUCCUGAAUACACUGUCGUGGCCUACAGUCUGAUUGAACUCUACGUCAAAUGCAAUGGACAGUUUGAGCUGUGCCUCUUCUCCAACAAUGGGGGCUUUGAAAAGGUUACGUCAAAGGAUGACAUUGAAGAGGAUGGAAUUAUGGACCUGGGAGGCGACUCUGAUGCCAACAGCCCCUUAAAUCUGAACGAAGAACUGGAGAAACUGAGUGGUCAUUUCCAGCUGCUGUCAGUCCUGCCAGCAGCCAAACGGUCCUCUCUGCUCCAGCUCCUCAAGACAACCAUGGAGGACAGAGAGACAGUCAGUGUGCUGGAGAGUGUGCUGGAUCAGAUGUGUGAAGGUGAGACUCCUGACCUGGGUGACCUGGAAGAGUCUGAGAGAGAAACAGUCCAGGCCAUACUGGAUCUUGUAGACCAAUGUGUUGGGAAGGAUGAGGACGAGAUCAGAUCCUCACUUCUCAGUGCUAUCCACCUCAUUGUCAGUGCCAUGGACGGAAUGACAGAUGAAGGUCUCUCUGUGUUGGGAUCCUGUUGCAGUCCUCCAGUCUUACAGGCCCUGCAGAUCCUGGUGCAGCAUGUGGCAGCAGGGAGUGGGGAGACCCUCUCUCUGAGAGAUGCAGGUCUGGCUGUUCUGACUGAGGAGGAGCUGUAUCAGAGGACAGAGCGUCUCUUUGCCCUCUCCAAUGUAGAACUUGCCAGAUUGAAUGAGGACGCAGAAUUCACAGUGACUUCAGUUAUGUGUCCUGGACACCUUCCUCUUGUCAUGAGUAUCGCUGUGAAUGGCCUGGCCUCUUUAGGAUAGAUUGAGCCGAAUAGAAACAUUCCUUGUGCUACAAAGUGGAUAUAUGAACUGCACCGUAAGGUAAGAAUUUCAGAAAUGUCACAUUUGAUAACAUAUUGGUGAUGAUUGCAAAGAGACUUAGAGCAGGAGUAAAACAUAUCAAAAACAAGAUAAUGCACAUGUGUGAAGAAAAAUGUACAAAAUAAUAUUCCCACUACUGUACAUUAAUGAAUGACACAUUCCUACGUCAUA